AACCCGGAAGCGCAGCUGCUGUACUUGUGCGCACUUCUGGUUGCGUUACCUUGGUCUCUCAAGACUUAAAAGGUACCCAUGAGCAAUAAAUGAGAUAAUAGAUAUGAAAGUUCUCUGAAAUUUAAAAAGUGCAAGACACACAAAGAAUUUAUGGAUGGUAAAGUGAUGUCACUGCGUGAGCGUGAGCGUUUUUGUGGGAUGUCCAUGGAGCUGGCGGCGGGGGCUGCGCUGCCUCCUGGACCUCGAGUACCCGCUCAGUCAGCUGGGGCCCCCUGUGGACGGCUGCCUCCCUCGCCACUAGGACUUGCCACUCUGCGCGGUAUGGCAGCUUCAGCAGCAUCCCCACCAGUGGCGGUGGCAGCGGCAGCCACGGCCGCCACGGAAGCUAUUGUUCCCUGGUGUUAAAGGAGCUUUCCCUCCUUUUCAUCUGAAACGAACAAUAGCAGGGAAGAGCUUUGCUUUCUGUACUCCUUGGGAAGACGGUCCGAGGGCGAAGAAAGAUCCAACCUCGUUCCGGAGCUGGACCCUGGAGCGCCUGCAGACGGCAUGGGGCUGCAAGCGAGGCGCUCGGCGUUGUGGAGCCCAGGAGCGGAGGGCCCGCGCCGGGGCGUCGUGCAGCUGCUCCCGCUGCUGCUGCUGCUGCUGCUGCAGCUGCUCCGCCCGGGCUUCAGCGGGGCUGCCGCUCCGGGCGCAGCGGAGGCGCCCACCCUCUAUCUGUGGAAGACUGGUCCGUGGGGCCGAUGCAUGGGAGAUGAAUGUGGUCCAGGAGGCAUUCAGACCCGGGCUGUGUGGUGUGCUCAUGUGGAAGGAUGGACAACAUUACAUACAAACUGUAAGCAGGCCGAGAGACCCAGUAACCAGCAAAAUUGUUUCAAAGUUUGUGACUGGCACAAAGAGUUGUACGAUUGGAGGCUGGGAGCGUGGAAUCAGUGUCAGCCCGUGAUUUCAAAAAGCCUGGAGAAGCCCCUUGAGUGCAUUAAGGGGGAAGAAGGCAUUCAAGUGAGAGAGAUAACAUGCAUCCAGAAAGAGAAAGACAUUCCUGCGGAGGAUAUCAUUUGCGAGUACUUUGAGCCCAAGCCUCUCCUAGAGCAGGCCUGCCUCAUCCCUUGCCAGCAAGACUGCAUUGUGUCUGAGUUUUCGGCCUGGUCAGAAUGCUCAAAGACUUGUGGCAGUGGGCUCCAGCACCGGACUCGGCACGUGGUGGCGCCCCCCCAGUUUGGAGGCUCUGGCUGUCCAAACCUGACUGAGUUUCAGGUAUGUCAGUCCAGUCCAUGUGAAGCGGAAGAGAGCAUGUACAGCUUGCAUGUGGGGCCCUGGAGCACAUGCUCAGUGCCCCACUCAAGACAAGUAAGACAAGCAAGGAGGCGUGGGAAGAAUAGAGAACGUGAGAAGGACCGAGGAAAAGGAGUGAAGGAUCCAGAGGCCCGUGAACUUAUUAAGAAAAAGAGAAAUAGAAACAGACAGAACCGACAAGAGAACAAAUAUUGGGACAUCCAGAUUGGAUAUCAGACCAGAGAGGUUACCUGUAUGAACAAGACGGGGAAAGCUGCCAAUUUGAGCUUUUGCCAACAAGAGAAGCUGCCGGUGACCUUCCAGUCCUGUGUGAUCACCAAAGAGUGCCAGGUGUCGGAGUGGUCAGAAUGGAGCCCCUGCUCAAAAACAUGCCUCGAUAGGGCAUCUCCUAAAGGCACUCGUGUGAGGACACGGAUCAUCAGAAAGUUUCCUAUUGGCAGUGAGAAGGAGUGUCCAGAACUUGAGGAAAAAGAACCCUGUGUGUCUCAAGGAGAUGCAGCUACUCCCUGUGCCACGUAUGGCUGGAGAACCACGGAGUGGACCGAGUGCCGCGUGGACCCAUUGCUCAGUCAGCAGGACAAAAGGCGAGGCAACCAGACGGCCCUCUGUGGGGGAGGAGUCCAGACCCGAGAGGUGUACUGCGUUCAGAUCAAUGAAAACCUCCUGUCACACUUAAAUACCCACAAGGACAAAGAAGCCUCAAAGCCAGUGGAUUUGGAAUCUUGCGCUGGUCCUGUCCCUAAUACUUCACAGCUGUGCCACGUUCCCUGUCCUGUUGAAUGUGAGGUUUCGCCUUGGACAGCUUGGGGACCUUGUACUUAUGAAAACUGUAACGACCAGCAAGGCAAGAAAGGUUUCAAACUGAGGAAGCGGCGCAUUACCAGUGAGCCCACGGGGGGCUCUGGGAGCAUUGGGAACUGCCCUCACUUACUGGAAGCCAUUCCCUGCGAGGAGCCAUCCUGCUACGACUGGAAAGCAGUGAGGCUUGCGGACUGUGAACCAGAUAAUGGAAAAGAGUGUGGUCCAGGCAGUCAAGUUCAAGAGGUUGUCUGCAUCAACAGUGAUGGAGAAGAAGUUGACAGACAGCUGUGCAGAGAUGCCAUCUUCCCCAUCCCCGUGGCCUGUUAUGCCCCGUGCCCAAGGGACUGUGUGCUCAGCACUUGGUCUGCGUGGUCGUCCUGCUCACACACCUGCUCAGGGAAAACCACAGAAGGGAAACAGAUUCGAGCGCGGUCCAUUCUGGCCUAUGCGGGUGAGGAAGGUGGAGCUCACUGUCCAAAUACCAGUGCUUUGCAAGAGGUGCGCAGCUGUAACGAGCAUGCCUGUACUGUGUACCACUGGCAAACCGGUCCCUGGGGCCAGUGCAUUGAGGACACCUCAGUAUCAUCCUUCAACACCACUACAACGUGGAACGGGGAGGCCUCUUGCUCUGUCGGCAUGCAGACGAGAAAAGUCAUCUGUGUGCGGGUCAAUGUUGGCCAAGUAGGACCCAAAAAGUGUCCUGAAAGUCUUCGGCCUGAAACAGUGAGGCCCUGUCUGCUUCCUUGUAGGAAGGACUGUAUCGUGACACCAUAUAGUGACUGGACAUCAUGCCCUUCCUCAUGUAAAGAAGGGGAUUCCGGAGUCAAGAAGCAGUCUCGGCACCGGGUCAUCCUUCAGCUGCCAGCCAAUGGAGGCAGGGACUGCAUGGACCCUCUCUAUGAAGAGAAGGUCUGCGAGGCCCCGCAGAUGUGCCAAAGCUACAGGUGGAAGACUCACAAAUGGCGCAGGUGCCAACUAGUCCCAUGGAGCGUACAACAGGACAGCCCCGCAGCGCAGGAGGGCUGUGGACCCGGACGGCAGGCAAGAGCCAUUACUUGUCGAAAGCAAGAUGGAGGACCGGCUGGCAUCCAUGAAUGCCUCCAGUAUGCAGGCCCCGUGCCAGCCCUUACCCAAGCCUGCCAGAUACCCUGCCAAGAUGACUGUCAGUUUACCAGCUGGUCCAGGUUUUCUGCAUGCAAUGGAGACUGUGGUGCAAUUAGGACCAGAAAGCGUACUAUUGUUGGAAAAAGUAAAAAGAAGGACAAAUGUAAAAAUUCUCAUUUGUACCCCUUGAUUGAGACUCAGUAUUGUCCUUGUGACAAAUACAAUGCACAGCCUGUGGGGAACUGGUCAGACUGCAUUUUACCAGAGGGGAAAGUGGAAGUGUUGCUGGGAGUGAAAGUACAAGGAGACAUCAGGGAAUGUGGUCAAGGAUACCGUUAUCAAGCAGUGGCAUGCUACGAUCAAAAUGGCCGGCUCGUGGAAACGUCCAGAUGCAACAGCCAUGGUUACAUCGAAGAGGCCUGUAUCAUCCCCUGCCCCUCCGACUGCAAGCUCAGUGAGUGGUCCAAUUGGUCCCGCUGCAGUAAGUCCUGUGGGAGUGGUGUGAAGGUUCGAUCUAAAUGGCUGCGCGAAAAACCAUACAAUGGAGGAAGGCCUUGCCCCAAACUGGACCAUGUCAACCAGGCACAGGUAUAUGAGGUCGUCCCUUGCCACAGUGACUGCCACCAGUACUUAUGGGUCACAGAGCCAUGGAGCGUCUGCAAGGUGACCUUCGUGAACAUGCGGGAUAACUGCGGAGAGGGCGUGCAAACCCGAAAAGUGAGAUGCAUGCAGAACACAGCGGAUGGCCCUUCUGACCAUGUAGAGGAUUACCUCUGUGACCCAGAGGAGAUGCCCCUGGGCUCUAGAGAAUGCAAAUUACCAUGUCCGGAAGAUUGUGUGAUAUCCGAAUGGGGUCCAUGGACUCGAUGCACUUUGCCUUGUAAUCAAAGCAGUUUCCGGCAAAGGUCAGCAGAUCCCAUCAGACAACCUGCCGAUGAAGGAAGAGUCUGCCCUGAUGCUGUUGAGAAGGAGCCCUGUAACCUGAACAGAAACUGCUUCCACUACGAUUAUAAUGUAACAGACUGGAGUACAUGCCAGCUGAGUGAGAAGGCCGUUUGUGGAAAUGGCAUUAAAACCAGGAUGUUGGAUUGUGUUCGAAGUGAUGGCAAGUCGGUUGACCUGAAAUAUUGUGAAGAGCUUGGCCUGGAGAAGACCUGGCAGAUGAACACAUCCUGCAUGGUGGAAUGCCCUGUGAACUGUCAACUUUCUGACUGGUCUCCCUGGUCAGAAUGUUCUCACACAUGUGGCCUCACAGGAAAAAUGAUCCGAAGACGAGCAGUUACCCAGCCUUUUCAGGGUGAUGGAAGACCAUGUCCUGCCCUGAUGGAACAAUCCAAGCCUUGCCCCGUGAAGCCCUGUUAUCGGUGGCAAUAUGGUCACUGGUCUCCAUGCCAAGUACAGGAUGCCCAGUGUGGAGAAGGGACCAGAACAAGAAACAUUUCUUGUGUAGUGAGUGAUGGGUCAGCUGAUGAUUUCAGCAAAGUAGUGGAUGAAGAAUUCUGUACCGAUGUUGAACCCAUUAUAGAUGGUAACAAACAAAUGGUCCUAGAGGAAACCUGCACUCAGCCUUGCCCAGGUGACUGUUAUUUGAAGGACUGGUCUUCAUGGAGCCUGUGUCAGUUGACCUGUGUGAAUGGUGAGGACCUAGGUUUUGGUGGAAUACAGGUCCGUUCUAGAGCAGUAAUUAUCCAAGAACUAGAGAAUCAACACCUGUGCCCAGAGCAGAUGUUAGAAACAAAAUCAUGUGAUGAUGGACAGUGUUAUGAGUAUAAAUGGAUGGCUAGUGCUUGGAAAGGCUCUUCCCGAACAGUCUGGUGUCAAAGGUCAGAUGGUAUAAAUGUAACAGGGGGCUGCUUGGUGGUACGCCAGCCCGACGCUGACAGGUCUUGUCACCCACCAUGUAGUCAACCCCACUCCUACUGUAGCGAGACGAGGACAUGCAGCUGUGAAGAAGGGUACACUGAAGUCCUGUCUUCUAAUGGUACACUUGAGCAAUGCACACUGAUCCCUGUAGUGGUGAUACCCACCGUGGAGGACAAAAGAGGAGAUGUGAAAACCAGCCGGGCAGUCCAUCCGACCCAACCCUCCAGUAACCCGGCAGGAAGGGGAAGGACCUGGUUUCUACAGCCUUUUGGGCCAGAUGGGAGACUAAAGACCUGGGUAUACGGUGUAGCAGCUGGGGCAUGUGUGUUACUCAUCUUUAUUGUCUCCAUGAUUUAUCUAGCUUGCAAAAAGCCAAAGAAACCCCAAAGAAGGCAAAACAACCGACUGAAACCUUUAACCUUAGCCUAUGAUGGAGAUGCAGACAUGUAAAAUAUAAUUUAUCCUGGCAACAACCAGUUUCAGCUUUCUGACUUUGCAGUAGAUAUCCAGAAGCCACAAAGCUAUUCAAACUGUGUGGAUUAAAAUGCAUUGUACCUUUUUUAAAGAUCAUCAUUAAGAAAAGAGUGAAAACCACAGUGCCAUUGGAGAUAUCAAGACAGUACCACUUACAUAGAAACCAUCAGCCCUGAGAAGUCUAGGACAUUAAGGUGAAUACAUGCUGCCUUCUGAGAGUGUUACGUAUGUGAUCUUUUACGAAACCUACCAACUGGCAAUUUACUUUCAUCUCUAAAAUAUGGUGAUGGAAUUGGCCAAUUAUGAUGCCUCACACAAGCCUCUGUCUGCAGUGCUAACCUGUAGUAACAUUUUAGCAUGUAGAGUUUAUAACGAGAUCUCUACACUACCAUAGGCAAACAUAAUAUCAUGUAACCUCAACUGAAUAAUACAUAUUAUUAUGUCAGAUUAUAUACUUGUUAAUAAGCCAUUUUAAUGAUGAAAAAAGAUAAGCUCAAAGCUGAGCAGAAAACCCACUGAAUAAAUGCAGCAACUUGGUGGUUGAUGGUAGCUUUUAUCGACCUGCAGUUCAGAGGCAAAGACUCUUUUAUAAGACUUCCUCCUUGUCUCUCUCCACAGUACAAAUGCUGGACAUGUACUAGUACCUUAGAAGAGUCCUCAAGUUCAGUAUUUUAUAGUGGUUAUUGUCUGGAAAACUAAUUUGCUUGUGUUAAUACAGUAAGUUUCUACUUUCCCUAAUUUCAAACUGGUUGCCUGGAAGGCACAUUUUUGCACUAUAUUAGUGCAGCAUGAUAGGCACUUAACAAAUAUUGCCAUAGAAACUGCCUCUUUCAUAUGGGAUGAAGAUAUCUACACUAAGAGUGUCAUGGAGACAUUUACAAGUUACUGUAUCCUGAAGAGAGUAAAGUUCAUUUUGGAUGGCGACAGGAUGGAAUUAGCUAUUAUAUCUGCUGCAUACACUCUUCCUCAUCGCUGCAACCAUUGUGAAAUCGACAACAUGGCGGUAAUUUAAGUGUUGAAAUCCCAAACUCAUUAACCCUCCAAAAGAUGGAUCCCUCUAGUUGGUUUUUAAUUGUACUUUGAAGGCUAUUUAUGACUAGAUUUUUAUAUUUGUUAUCUUUGUUAAAAAAAAAA
This is a messenger RNA of Rhinolophus ferrumequinum (greater horseshoe bat), 6669 nucleotides long. It is a transcript of the gene THSD7A, whose product is annotated as thrombospondin type 1 domain containing 7A. Gene Ontology annotation, cellular component: plasma membrane. The record is from RefSeq and is a predicted model, not a curated record. Bases 547 to 5511 code for a protein of 1654 amino acids. Gene Ontology annotation, biological process: actin cytoskeleton organization. The transcript has 30 exons. Lineage: Eukaryota; Metazoa; Chordata; Mammalia; Chiroptera; Rhinolophidae.